This is a messenger RNA of Plasmodium vivax (malaria parasite P. vivax), 261 nucleotides long. RefSeq lists its product as hypothetical. The transcript has a single exon. NCBI's taxonomy places the organism in Eukaryota, Apicomplexa, Aconoidasida, Haemosporida, Plasmodiidae. The record is from RefSeq and is a predicted model, not a curated record. The coding region runs from base 1 to 261 and encodes 86 amino acids.
AUGAAUAAAAAGUUACGAUAUAUGUUGUCUUUGAUCGUUUUUGAAAGAUCAUUUAGAAAAAUUAAACUAAUUUUUGAAAAAAUAUGUACAGUCUUAUUGCAAAGCUACCCAACAAUUGUAUUAAUUAACGUUAUUUAUGAUACAGAUACUAAUUCUAUAUCAUUACUUUAUGACUACAUCUUUUGUUUAUUCUUUUCGAAAAAAUUGCUAAAACUAUUUAACAUUUCGCAAAAAUUAGUGUUAACUUUAAGUAGCCUUUAA